This is a messenger RNA of Misgurnus anguillicaudatus (oriental weatherfish), 3226 nucleotides long. RefSeq lists its product as uncharacterized. Gene Ontology annotation, biological process: regulation of transcription by RNA polymerase II. The record is from RefSeq and is a predicted model, not a curated record. Gene Ontology annotation, molecular function: DNA-binding transcription activator activity, RNA polymerase II-specific; RNA polymerase II cis-regulatory region sequence-specific DNA binding. NCBI's taxonomy places the organism in Eukaryota, Metazoa, Chordata, Actinopteri, Cypriniformes, Cobitidae. Gene Ontology annotation, cellular component: nucleus.
CUAUAAAAAGUCAUUAGAAGAAGAAAAGAAAGUUAUUUCCGACUGCUUGUGAUGCUUGUGUAUCUUGUCUGUCUUUCUCUCUUGCGUGUUUUAUGGAGUGUAGUCUUGUCUCGUUGAUAAUGAGAGAUAAAAUGGAUGUGCUGUGCUGUAAAUCAGUAGGAACUGAUCUGUCCAUGCUGGAUAUAGAUGAUUUAAUCACAGAAAUCUCUCAGCUGAAGAAAGAGGUGGCGUUACUGGAGACAAAGUUGAGGUCAAGAGGAGAUUUAGGACUGAAACGAGAGGAUGUGGAUUGGUGUGAAUCUUCAGUGUAUCUGACUGAUGGAUGUCUGGAUUCAGUGUGGACGAGUAGAGAUCAAAGCCGCACACCACAGACACUGCUGGACUCACAGGACUCCGAGCUCCGUCUGACUUUACUCUGUUAUACUGAGUCAAAGCCCACAGACACUCAGGACACUACAGUGUGUGACAGUAAACAGAGCUUACAGGAGGAUCAAACCUCCACAGAGUCUCUGGAUUCUGUCAGUAACGCUGGAGAACAGCAGCAGAUCCUGAAGAUGUGUUCAGUUAAACUCAUUGAUUGCAGGAACCUCAUGAUGAAGAUUAAAACUGAACCCACAGAAGAGGAAGAUCACACUGAGGAAGAUGAUGGCUUUAUUACGUCAGGUAUACAGAGUGAAUCAUGUUUGGAUGAAGAAAUUACGUCCUCAACAUCAAAAGAGUGUCAGACAGAACAAACUCUUUCCUGCAUCACCUUUGGAAAGACAUUCAGCUUAGAGAGACAUGGGAGAAAACACACAGAACAGAAAGUCUUCACCUGCACCAGAUCUGAGAUCAGCUUUACUUCAGAACAGCAUAUAGAGAAGAAGCAGCAGCAGCAGCAGUUUCACUGUGAGCAGUGUGGGAAGAUUUGUGCCUCUUCUUCAAAUCUAGAGGUUCACAUGAGGACACACAAUGGUGAAAAGCCUUUCCACUGCACUGAAUGUGGAAAAUACUUUAGCGCCAAAUUCAGUCUUGAUGCUCAUAAGAGAAUUCACACAGGAGAAAAACCAUACGAGUGUCCUCACUGCGAGAAGAGAUUUAGCCGUAAACGUGUCCUGAAGACACAUGUGCUUUUACACACCAAUGAGAGACCCCGUCACUUUAGGGAUUCAGGUUCAAAAAAAUCACACCAGAAACUCUUUAAAUGCUUACACUGUGAAAAACGUUUCUGUACAAAAACUGAGCAGAUAAUCCAUGAGAGAGUCCAUACCGGAGAGAAACCUUAUCACUGUAGUGUUUGUGGAAACAGCUUUAGUCAACUGUCAAACUUUGUAAGGCAUCAGAGAACUCAUACAGGUGAAAAACCUUUCAAAUGCUCUUGGUGUGACAAGACGUUUGCUCAGUCAUCUCACUUCAAAACCCACCAGAGAGUUCAUACUGGAGAGAAACCUUAUCACUGUACUGUCUGUGGAAAGAGCUUUAAUCAACUUGCAAACUUUACAUUGCACCAGAGAACUCAUACUGGUGAAAAACCUUUCAAAUGCUCUCAGUGUGACAAGACGUUUGCUCAUUCAGGUCACUUAAAAAUCCAUCAGAGAGUUCAUACUGGAGAGAAACCUUACCAAUGUAGUGUAUGUGGAAAGAGUUUUAGUCAACAGACAAACUUUGUAAGGCAUCAGAGAACUCAUACAGGUGAAAAACCUUUCAAAUGCUCUCUGUGUGACAAGACGUUUGCUCAUUCAGGUCACCUAAAAUCCCAUCAGAGAGUUCAUACGGUAGGGUAACUUUACGUCCACUUUAUCCGUGGCGAGAGGUUCUCUUAUUCUGGAAAUCUUCAGAGACAUCAGAAGAAAUACCCAACUAGCCAAAAUACGUGAAUGUUACUUAAUGUCAACGUUGCGUGAUGACCAAACUUAUGUCGCAACAUCGAGUUUCGUUGUGAGUGAACAGAAAAGUGAAAUUCCUGGAUUUGUCACGUUAUCCAAGCAAACACAAAACAGUCCCCUAAAGUUAUCUUUUUGGUUAUCCUUUUGGUUAUCCUUUUGGCAACCAAAUAGUAAUAUUCCGGGAAUGUUUUUUUUAAGGUUUUAUUUUUGCAACCAUAAAAUAAUUAAAGUGUUUUUAACGAGUUAUUAAAAAUUAUACAGAACGUUCUCUAAUGGUAAUUUUUUCGAACCAUAAAAUAAAGUGCUCAUCGUUGCAGGGUGGUUAUUUUUAAAAUAACCUAAAUAUAACUUAUACAGAACGUUCUCUAAUGGUUGUUUUUUGGUAAUUUUUGGAACCAUAAAAUUAAGUUCUGAUAAUGUUGCAGGGUGGUUAUUUUUUGAAUGAAGUUCUUAACGUAAGUUCAGGAGGAGCCUAAACAUUCAGUCCUUUCAAUUAUUCUGAGAGCCUAUUUAAGCAAGUCAGUCUUCACGCCUACCAGUGACUAUUCAUCCAGCAUUGGGCCCGCCCUUUUCCGGAACAAUGUCCUGCCAAGUUCAAGACGAACUUCUUCUCUUCACCUUCGAUGAAGAUUUUAUCUACAACGCAGAUUUGUCUUCAGCGGUCAGCCCAUCUCCAGAACCCUCUAACCCUAAUCUCGCUUCCUCGCAGAGCUCCGGGGAAAGAGGACACCCUUCUCAACGUCCUCCUGCCAUUUCACCUAAACGCCGCUGUUUAAAUCCACCUCCGACAAGAUGUCCUUGAACCUCUCCUUCUGCGACUCCACCCGGACCAUCUUCAACUCUUGCAAUAACAAAAUGGACUGUAAACGGGUUGCGGCCCACCCUGUGACCGCAAACAUCGAAUUCUCUAGAAGGAUGUCAAAAGCCCAACAUUACAAGCUUUACCUCAGUGCUCAAACCGGCCAGAGCCCAGUAGAUGCUCCCCUGACAUAUUCCAAAAAAGCCCUUGUUAUAAUCCGCAGUACUUUCCAGCAAACCCAAGGCCUUCACCAGCCUCAAGCACAUCGAGGGCUUCCCCUCCGAGCCUGCAGCACUUGCCCCAGUUCAACCCCUAUUGGGCCGUUCCACUUCUUACACCCUUCUCACAGCCGUUCCCUUAGCAAUGGCUGCUCACGCCGUCACCAUGGACCCUCCACCCAUCUCCAACUCACUUCGCUCUCCAAUCCUUUCAAGUACGGGUGUAGACCUGGCCUUUCUCCCUUUCCAAAAAAAGACACUUUCUACUCCGCCCAGGUCCUGCAAAUAUUUGAGCAGCUUCUCUGCAUCCACCAGCCGCCAGGUCUGCAUCAACUUUAAUGAUU